Messenger RNA from Dimorphilus gyrociliatus, 3138 nucleotides. The record is from the annotation of a GenBank genome assembly. NCBI's taxonomy places the organism in Eukaryota, Metazoa, Annelida, Polychaeta, Dinophilidae.
AUAAUGCAACAUUCAAAAUGGCCGCAUGGAAUGAAUUAUUUUAGACAUUUAACAAACUGAAUUGUUCUAGUGAAGCGGCCUUUUGAAUUUCAAUAUUUAUACGGUAAUUAUUUAUAAAUAGGUGCUACUAUCUAAUCCCGUUGCGUAGAAUAUUUGGAAAUUUUGAAAAACAAACUGAUUAACUAUCUUUGGUUCAUCCCACUCGGAUAUUUAUCAUUAAUCCGGAAAAUUAUUAAUCUGUUAUGAAUACAGUGUGCAAAGAAUAAUCUCAAAAUGUCGUCUGGUGACGAAUGUAGUAUCAGAGUAGUUUGCCGUGUUCGGCCCUUAAAUUCUAUUGAGGAGGCAAACAAUAGCAAAUUUGUUCUGAAGUUUCCAUCUGCUGACAGUAUAGGAUGUGGGGGUAAAGUAUAUACAUUCGACAAGGUAUUCAAGCCGCAAGAUGAUCAGGAGACCGUCUAUACUCAAGCUGCUAAAUCUAUUGUAUCGGACGUGCUAAAUGGGUAUAAUGGAACCAUAUUCGCUUAUGGUCAGACCUCCAGUGGUAAAACACACACGAUGGAGGGUCAAAUUGGUGACCCUAGUCUGGAGGGUAUUAUCCCAAGAAUUGUAGAUGAUAUAUAUGCCUUCAUCUACCAAAUGGAGGAAGUUGUUGAUAUAAAUAUAAAGGCGUCUUACUUUGAAAUUUAUAUGGACAAGAUUCAAGAUUUGCUAGAUAUUAGUAAUAAAAAUUUAUCUGUACAUGAAGAUAAAAAUCGAGUUCCUUAUGUGAAAGAUGUAACAGUGGUUGGAUGCGGAUCUCCUGACGAUGUAAUGGAUAUAAUAGCGCAAGGAAAAGCAAACAGACACGUAACAGUAACUAACAUGAAUGAACACAGUUCAAGAUCACAUUCCGUUUUCUUGCUCAAAGUUGAACAAGAAAAUCCGAAAACAAAUAAAAAGCUAUCCGGUAAACUUUAUCUAGUCGAUUUAGCCGGCUCUGAAAAAGUUGCUAAAACCGGCGCCGAAGGCUCAGUUCUUGAUGAGGCGAAAAACAUAAACAGAUCUCUGUCUGCUCUUGGCAAUGUUAUUUCUGCGCUAGCCGAUGGAAAUAAAUCCCAUGUCCCAUACAGAGACUCAAAACUAACUAGAAUCCUUCAAGAAUCUUUGGGAGGCAAUGCUAGGACAACGAUGAUUAUAUGCUGCUCUCCCGCUAGUUUCAAUGAGUCCGAAACUAAAAGUACUUUGCAAUUUGGACAGCGAGCCAAGACUAUUAAGAAUAAGGUUGUUGUCAACGAGGAAUUAACAGCCGAAGAAUGGAAGAGAAGGUAUGAAAAGGAAAGAGAAAAGAACCUUAAACUGAAGAAAAUGGUUGACAAAUACUUAGAUGAACUUCAGAGAUGGAGGCAAGGAGAAUCUGUUCCGACAGAUGAACAGGUUUCUCAAGCCUCUGCUGUAUCCGGUGCUGAUUCAUUAACUCCAAUUGAACCAGAUGUUAGCUCUAGUGCAAUAAUUGCAGCUGGUGGAGCAGUGUCUAACGAAGAACUUUCGGUUCUUCAAGCUGAGAAGUUGAACUUGUACCAUCAAUUGGAUGACAAAGAUGAUGAAAUUAAGAAUCAAUCUCAACAAAUUGAUAGCCUUCGAGAACAACUGAUUGAACAAGAAGAUAUGAUGGAUAGCACUAAGAGAGAUUUUGAAAAUCUUCAAGUAGAAAUGCAAAGAAUGCAAAGUGAAAACGAGAGUGCAAAGGAAGAGGUAAAAGAAGUGUUGAAUGCACUCGAAGAAUUAGCUAUUAACUACGAUCAAAAAAAUAGCGAGGUUGAGAGAAAAUCUCAGCAACUUGAAGAUAUUGCUGAAGAUCUUGAAUUAGCUAGAUCUAAAGUGAAAAAUUACGAAAUGGAAAUGAAACAAUUGAAGGAUAUUAAUUUACAUUCAAGAAACAGAAGUUUGGAUAUGAUGUCUCAAUUCCUCAAGGAAAUAGGAGAAAUGGCAACAUUUGUCAAUGGAGAGAAUUUGAGUGUACCUACAUUUACCUCAAUGGAUAAGAUUGAGGAGGAAUUUACUCAUGCUAGGCUAUUUUUAAAUAGAUUAAAGACAGAAAUGAAAAAUGUGGCUAGUCGAUGCUCUCAAGUUGAGACGCAGCAAACUGAGUUAACAAAGGCCCUAGAAAGUAGAGAAAGAGAGUUAUCUGAAAAUAAAUUAGUCGUUCAACAACAUGAAGCAAAAGUAAAAUCUGUAACAGAAUUGCAAAGAGAAACUGAACAGAAAAAGCGUCAAUUAGAAAGCGAGCUGGACAACUUAACGGAUGAAAUGGAGCAAUUGAAAACUCAGAAGGAUAUUUUAGCUAGAGAAGAGAAGGAACGUUCAAUGACUGCUGACGAAAUGAAAGAGGCGCUGGAAAGACGGCUCUCUGAACAUCAUGAGCAACAUACUAAACAAUUGUCUGGAUUGCGAACAGAGAUUUCAGACAAAGAAAGACAGCUUGAAGAAACAAAGGACCAACAUCAAAAAUUACAAUUGGUUCAUGAACAAUUAAGUGAAGAGUUGGCCAAGUUAAGGGUAGAAAAUGCUGAGAAAACUCAAAAAUUAGGUGUACUAUCUCAACAAAUGGAAAGACAAGACCAAGCGAAGGCUGACCUUAAAGGUCUGGAGGAAACAGUAGCUAUGGAGCUUCAAAAGUUACAUAAUUUAAGGAAAUUACUUGUAGCUGACUUACAAAAUCGUGUUAAAAAAUCGUCAAAGAUUAGUGUAGAAGAAGACGAUGGAGCGGCUGAUGCCGGAGGUUCUGUUGCUCAAAAACAGAAGAUAUCCUUCCUAGAAACAAACUUAGAGCAGCUGACAAAAGUGCACAAACAGCUCGUAAGAGAUAAUGCUGAUCUAAGAUGUGAAUUACCUAAAUUAGAGAAAAGAUUAAGGGCUACAAUGGAGAGAGUAAAGAGCCUGGAAGGAGCCUUAAAGGAAGCUAAGGAAGGAGCUAUGAGGGAUAGAAAGAGAUAUCAGAGUGAAGUCGACAGAAUAAAAGAAGCUGUUAGACAAAAGAACUUGCAAAAGAGAGGUCAUAUGCCGAUGAUUUCUAAGCCAAUUCGAACAGGCCAAAAUUUAAAUGCGGCUGCCAUCGGAGCUAUGAGAGCAACAAGACAGCCUCAUCAUAGCAACAACUAA